ACAACACAAUCUUGAUUCCUAGUCCAAAUAGAAAAUGAAAAAAACCCCAACCUCUAUGUCAUUUUUUCAAAUUAUUCUCUUUUCUUGUUUUUUUCUCCAACUCACACAGUCCUCUACUCAAACGAAUGAUGCAGUUCUUGAUGAUCUGGUGGAUGACAUAUGCAAGAAGACGCCAAACUUUGACCUAUGCAGCUCAACAAUACAUUCCAAUCCUCAAGCAGCCAAAAGUGAUGCAAAUGGUAUAGCAGUCAUUAUGAUUAAUGGCAUUCUACAAAGUGUUACUAACACAUUGAGCUUUAUACAAGGUCUUGUUAAAGAAACCAAAGAUCUUGAAUUGCAAAGAAAGUAUGCUAUUUGUGCUGAGACAUAUAUUCCAUUAGAGAAAACCGUUCUUCCACAAGCAGUUGAUGGAAUAAACAAGAAAAAAAACUAUGGACUUGCCAUUUACUCUAUGGGUUAUACUGGAAAGGAAAUUGAUUCUUGCAACAAGCAAUUCUCAAAUGCUUCACCUUUAGGUGAUAAGACUAAUAAUUUACAUAAAUUGCUUGAUAUUGGUUCAGCCAUUUUAAAACUAUUAUUAAAAGGGUGAUAAUUUUAUUUAUUUAUUCUUAUUCAAUAAAUUAAAUAAAUAGUUGUUUUUGAA
Lathyrus oleraceus (garden pea) is the source of this 643-nucleotide messenger RNA. RefSeq names its product cell wall / vacuolar inhibitor of fructosidase 1-like. Gene Ontology annotation, molecular function: enzyme inhibitor activity. The record is from RefSeq and is a predicted model, not a curated record. The coding region runs from base 35 to 589 and encodes 184 amino acids. Gene Ontology annotation, biological process: negative regulation of catalytic activity. NCBI's taxonomy places the organism in Eukaryota, Viridiplantae, Streptophyta, Magnoliopsida, Fabales, Fabaceae. The transcript has a single exon.